GCGAUUGGCGUAAACAUGGUCGCUUACUUGGUUUUAGAAAUGCAAAAAUCGCUUCCAAAUUCCGUCACCAUCGUCACCGAUUGGAUCGGAGCUGCAUAUGUUCUCACAAUCCUUGGAGCUUUCCUGGCCGACGCUUACUUGGGUCGAUUCAAGACCAUUGUGACCUUCUCUUGCAUUUAUGCUGUGGGAAUGGUGAUGUUGACACUUUCAGCCUCCAUAGAUAGGCUACGUCCACCUCCAUGCAAGGCCAAACCAUGCACAAAGGCAACGGACGGCCAAUCUGUUUUCCUUUACGCGGCUUUGUCUCUGAUUGCCCUUGGUACUGGUGGAAUUAAGCCCUGCGUUUCCUCGUUUGGCGCCGACCAAUUCGACGAGGCUGACGAGAAGGAAGCCCUGAAAAAAUACGCCUUCUUCAACUGGUUCUUCUUCGCAAUAAACAUGGGUGCACUAUUAGCCAUAACAGUCCUGGUUUACGUACAGGACAAGUUUGGGUGGGAAUUGGGCUUUGGAAUUCCGGCUGGGGCCAUUAUCUUGUCCAUCAUCAUCAUUGUUGUUGGUGUUCCCUACUAUCGCUAUCAAAAGCCCAUGGGAAGCCCAUUUACCAGGUUUCUUCAGGUCUUUGUGGCUGCUCUAAGGAACCAUUUUAGAGGGGUAGAUGUCAACCGUCAAGAUGAUCUUUACGAGGUCAGGACUAAAGAGUCUGAUAUCAUUGGAGCUCGAAAGUUAACUCACACAUCACAAUAUAGGUUUCUGGACAAAGCAGCCGUUAUAACAGACCCACUAUGCGACAAAACAAACCGUUGGAGGCUCUGCACAGUGACCCAAGUAGAAGAGCUCAAAUUCUUCAUCAGAAUCCUCCCAGUAUGGGCCUCCACGGUGGCCCUCUCCAUCUCUUUCGCGCAAUUCUCAACCUUCUUCGUCAGCCAAGCCUCCAUCAUGGACCGCAACCUCGGCCCGAACUUACAGAUCCCCUCGGGCUCUGCGCCGAUCUUCGGUGCGGUCAACGCCCUCGUCCUCGUCCCCCUAUACGAGAAGUUCAUAAUUCCCACCCUCCGCCGCCGCACUGGCCACCACCGCGGCAUCACCUCGCUGCAGCGCAUGGGCGUCGGCCUCUUCGUCUCCAUCUUCGCCACCACCUCCGCCGCAAUCGUCGAGAGAAAACGCCGCGACGACCCGACGCUGCCGGCCGUCAGCGUGUUCUGGCUGGGCCCCCAGUUCUUCCUCAUCGGAAGCGCCGAGGUGUUCACGUACGUCGGACAGUUGGAGUUCUUCUACGACGAAGCGACCGACGGCACGAGGAGCAUCAGCAGCGCGAUGUUCUUGAGCGAGAUCGGAAUCGGGAGCUGGCUGAGCACGGCGAUUGUGAAGAUCAUUGGGCGUUUCACUGGUGGGGAGGAGAGAGGGUGGUUGAGGAAUGAUCUUAACAAGAGUAAGCUUGAUUAUUUUUAUUGGAUUUUGACCUUAAUUAAUGGGGUUAAUUUCGUGGUAUAUGUUUUGGUGGCUUGGAGUUACAAGGGGAGGGGUAAGGCAAGUAAUAGUGUGAGUGAUGACGUCGUUUUUGAUGAUUAUGGGGAUAGUCGUCGGGGUGGGAGAGACGGAGAUUUGACCAUGAUUGAGUUGUGA
Morus notabilis is the source of this 1623-nucleotide messenger RNA. Its product is annotated as protein NRT1/ PTR FAMILY 8.1. The record is from RefSeq and is a predicted model, not a curated record. The transcript is spliced from 3 exons. Gene Ontology annotation, molecular function: transmembrane transporter activity. NCBI's taxonomy places the organism in Eukaryota, Viridiplantae, Streptophyta, Magnoliopsida, Rosales, Moraceae. Bases 16 to 1623 code for a protein of 535 amino acids. Gene Ontology annotation, biological process: oligopeptide transport; transmembrane transport. Gene Ontology annotation, cellular component: membrane.